AUGUCCGCCGCCGACCCGUCGUCAUUCGCGUCCGCCGCCAAGUGCGUGAGUCGCCACCUCAAUUUGAGCCUUCGGGUGGACUUUGACGCCCGCGUCAUCCGGGGUAAAGUGGCGCUGACGCUGGAGGUUCUGGAGGAUCGCUUCUCCUGCCUGACUUUGGACACGCGCGACCUGAAGAUCAUCUCGGUCAGCGCGAACGGGCAGGAGGCCCGCUUCGACACGGGCGCCAAGCACGCCUUCAAGGGGACCCCGCUGGAGAUCACGCUGCCCUUUGAGCUUUCCAGAGGGCAGAACGUGAUCGUGGAGGUGUCCUACGAGACGUCGCCCGGCGCACCCGCGCUGCAGUGGCUCACGCCCCAACAAACGGCGGGAAAGAAGCAUCCCUACCUCUUCAGUCAGUGCCAGGCCCAUCACUGCAGGAGCAUGCUGCCUUGUCAGGACACCCCGGCCGUCAAACACACCUACUACGCUCAGGUGUCGGUGCCCAAAGACUUGGUGGCGGCCAUGAGCGCCGUGAGAGACGGUCGGGAGGCGGACCCCCGAGACGCCGCCCGUGCGGUCUACCGCUUCAGACAAAACGUGGCCGUGCCCUCCUACCUGAUCGCCUUGGUGGUGGGCGCCCUGGAGAGCAGGCAGAUCGGGCCCAGGUCCAGCGUGUGGUCCGAGGCGGAGUACGUGGACCGAGCCGCGUUCGAGUUCUCCGAGACGGAGGCCAUGUUGAAGACGGCCGAGGACUUGGCCGGACCUUACGUUUGGGGCCGUUACGACAUUUUGGUCCUGCCUCCGUCUUUUCCGUACGGCGGCAUGGAAAAUCCUUGCCUCACCUUCGCCACGCCUACCCUGCUGGCCGGGGACAAGUCUCUGUCCAACGUGAUCGCUCACGAGAUCGCGCACAGCUGGACGGGCAACCUGGUGACCAACGAGACCUGGGAGCACUUUUGGCUGAACGAGGGACACACGGUGUACCUGGAGAGGAUGAUCGGCAGGCGUCUGGAAGGGGAGCCCUUCCGCCAAUUCAAGGCCUCGGGGGGCUGGAAGGACCUCCGGGACUCGGUCAGCACCUUCGGGGCGGAGAACCCCCUGACUAACUUGGUCCCCGAUUUGCGGGAAGUGGACCCCGACGACGCCUUCUCGUCCGUCCCGUACGAGAAAGGCUUCGCUCUACUGUACCACCUGGAGGAACUCCUGGGGGGUCCCGAAGUCUUCAUGGGCUUCGUCAAGUCCUACAUCCAGACGUUUGCCUACGGGAGCGUCACCACGGGGCAGUGGAAAGACUUUCUCUUCACAUACUUCAAAGAUAAGGCGGACGUCCUGAACAAGGUGGACUGGAACGCUUGGAUGUUCACGCCCGGGAUGCCGCCGGUGAAGCCGCGCUACGACACCGCGCUGGCGGACGCCUGCGUCGCUCUUUGUCGGAGGUGGACGGAGGCAAAAGAGCGAGACUUGAGCGGCUUCGGCGCGGCGGACGUCGAGCGGUUGUCGUCCCACCAGCUCGUCGAGUUCCUUUCUCUUCUGUUGCAGGAGGAGCCUCUUCCUUUGAGCCACGUGAAGAAGAUGCAGGAGGUCUACGAUCUGGACGCUCGCACCAACUCGGAGGUCCGCUUCAGGUGGCUGCGACUGUGCGUGCGCUCCCGCUGGGAGGAGGCGGUCCCCGCCGCGCUCCGGAUGGCCACCGAGCAGGGCCGGAUGAAAUUUACGCGACCCCUCUUCAGGGAAGUCUUUCACUUUGAAAAAUACCGAGAGGAAGCGGUGCGGGUGUUCCUGGAUAGCCGGGCCGCCAUGCAUCCGGUAACUUCCGGACUGGUCGCCAAAGACCUGAAGGUGACGGCGCAGCCGUAG
Molecule: messenger RNA, 1839 nt
Organism: Nerophis lumbriciformis (worm pipefish)
Lineage: Eukaryota; Metazoa; Chordata; Actinopteri; Syngnathiformes; Syngnathidae
Source: RefSeq, a predicted model, not a curated record